AUGACAAUGAAGAGCGAAGUGCUCGAACUUGAAACAAAAAUAAUAAACCAUGAUGCCUACGGAUCUUCGUACAAGUGGUCUCCAAGAGAUUUUGAGCUCGGAUCUUCACUAGGCCAAGGCAAAUUCGGACAUGUUCACGUAGCUAGAGAGAAAAAAACUGGAUUCCUUGUUGCCAUUAAGACUUUGUUCAAAUCUCAAAUCGUGAAAUCGAAAUGUGAACGACAAGUUAUGCGAGAAAUUGAAAUUCAGUCACAUUUGAAACACUCAAACAUACUUCGACUGCUGACGUGGUUUCAUGAUGAGAGACGCAUAUAUCUGGUUGUAGAAUUUGCAGCUGGUGGAGAACUGUACAAACAUCUCACAAAUUCACCCCAAGGACGUUUUCCAGAAAGUAAAGCAGCAAGAUACAUAUACCAGGUAGCUGAUGCUGUUGAAUACUGUCACCAACAUCAUGUAAUACAUCGUGACAUAAAACCAGAAAAUAUUCUGGUGGCUUUUAGUGGAGAUCUUAAACUUGCUGACUUUGGUUGGUCAGUCCAUGCUCCAUCUGAAAGACGUAAAACGAUGUGUGGAACCCUUGAUUAUCUGCCACCAGAAAUGAUAAAACGCGAAGUAUAUGAUGUGUCUGUUGACCACUGGUGCAUAGGGGUGUUGCUUUAUGAGUUUCUAGUGGGAAAGCCUCCAUUUGAAACUGAAGGUGAAGACAAGACAUAUGCAAGAAUAUUGAGUCUCGAUAUUGUAUACCCAAGUCAUAUACCUGAUGGAGCCAAGGAUUUGAUCUCAAAGCUUUUAAGACACUCGAGUAAAGAUAGAUUGUCCCUUGAAGGAGUAAAAAAACAUUAUUGGGUCCAACAAUUUCAGACAGUAUAG
Molecule: messenger RNA, 870 nt
Organism: Bombyx mori (domestic silkworm)
Lineage: Eukaryota; Metazoa; Arthropoda; Insecta; Lepidoptera; Bombycidae
Gene: aurB
Product: aurora kinase B-like
Exons: 6
Coding region: 1-870 (289 amino acids)
Biological process (GO): mitotic spindle organization; regulation of cytokinesis; protein phosphorylation
Cellular component (GO): spindle midzone; spindle microtubule; kinetochore
Molecular function (GO): ATP binding; protein kinase activity
Source: RefSeq, marked provisional